This is a messenger RNA of Macrosiphum euphorbiae (potato aphid), 1308 nucleotides long. NCBI's taxonomy places the organism in Eukaryota, Metazoa, Arthropoda, Insecta, Hemiptera, Aphididae. The record is from the annotation of a GenBank genome assembly.
AUGUAUGCAAAAGGAAAGGGCGCAACAGUGCCAUCUGAUGCUCAGGCCAGGGAAAAGUUAGCAUUGUAUGUUUAUGAGUAUUUAUUACAUAUUGGAGCUCAGAAAGCAGCUCAAACAUUUUUAAAUGAAAUUAGAUGGGAAAAGAAUAUCACAUUAGGUGAACCACCAGGAUUCCUGCAUUCUUGGUGGUGUGUAUUUUGGGAUUUAUAUUGUGCUGCUCCAGAACGCCGUGAUACAUGUGAACAUUCAAGUGAAGCUAAAGCAUUUCAUGAUUAUGGUUUUGUAAACUCAGGUUAUGGUGUAAAUGGUAUUGCACAUAAUGCUGGACCUUCUCCUAGUCCUUUAGGACAAAUGCCCCCAAAUGAUGGAAUGCCAGGGGGUCCAAUGCCUGGAGGAUUUUUUCCAAAUUCAUCAAUGAGACCAUCACCUCCAAGUCAUCCUUCAGCACAACAAUCUCCUCAUUCUCAACCACCAUCACAUGGACAAAUGUUAUCAAAUCAGCCUUUUAUGGGUCCUCGAUAUCCAGGUGGUCCAAGGCCUGGAAUUCGCAUGUCACAAUUAGGAAAUGAUUUUAAUUCUCCUACAGGUCAGCCAAUGAUGCCUGGUAUGGACCCUUUAAGACAAGGAGGUAUGGGACCAAUGAAUCCUCGUAUGAAUCCUCCCCGUGGUCAAAACACUCAAAACAUGAGUCCAUUAGGAUCAUAUAGCCCUGGAAUGCGUGGACCUCCACCUAAUACAACUUUGGGCCCUGGUGGUGGUGGUGGACCAAAUAUGCCUUUAUCUAUGGGCGGACUUGUUGGAAGGCCACAAUGGCAACCAAAUGCAAAUACUCCCAUGAGUUAUUCAUCGUCAUCACCAGGAGCUUACGGAGGACCCUCAGGAUCAGGCGGCCCUCCUGGACCAGGCACACCGAUAAUGCAAAGUCCUCAAGAUUCUUCAAACUCUGGAGGAGAAAGUAUGUACACAAUGAUGAAGCCGGUUACCGGAGGGAAUAUGCCUGGUGAUUUUCCAAUGAAUAAUGCAUCAGAUAGUGGACCGUUAGGACCAAUGGGUCCUAAUACAAUGAAUUCGGUUUUGAAUGGCGAAGGACUAGAUGGUAUGAAAAAUUCACCUGCACCGGGUGGCCCAGGGACACCGAGAGAAGACAGUGGAAGUGGCAUGGGCGAUUAUAAUUUGUCAGGAUUUGGAGGAGCGGGAGAAAAUGAUCAGACCGAAUCCGCUGCAAUAAUGAAAAUAAAAGAAAGUAUGCAAGAGGAAGCCAAACGUUAUGAAAAGGAUUCUGACCAAUCGGAUUAUUACAUCCAAUAG